CAUUCCGUGGUCUUGGCAGCUGGUAGUCCCAGGCUGACUCCAGAGCUCCAACAAGCCGGGGAGAGAUCGAGCGAGCGCUGUGCGUCAACGAUGGAGCGCUUCUAACCGUCACCGAUAGAUUCACCCGUCGGAGAUACCCGGCGGCGACCAAAGAUAACAGACGCGACACGCCACUGAAACAAUCAUGCAAUUCAAACACAGACAAAUUUAAUCGACCGCUCGGUUCUUCAAGGUUACGCCGCUUGGAGACUCCAACAUCCUCGCUGUGAAGUCGAUCGCCGGUAACAAGCAUGUCUGUUGAUGAGCAGGGAUACCCCAACCCUCAGCUUUUGCUGGAGGCCAGGCCCGAGUGGAUGCGGAUCGAGAUCGAGCGUCUCUCCCGGGAGCUGACGGAGACCACGAACGAGAAGAUCCAGGCUGCGGAGUACGGGCUGGCGGUGCUGGAGGAGAAGCAGCAGCUCAAACAGCAGUACGAUGACCUCGAGAUCGAGUAUGAGGCCGUCAGGCAGGAGCUGGACCAGCUGAAGGAGGCCUUCGGACAAGCCUACUCCAACCACAGGAAGGUGGCCGCCGAUGGGGAAAGCCGCGAGGAGUCUCUGAUCCAGGAGUCGGCCUGUAAGGAGGCCUACUACGAGCAGAGGGUCCUGGAGUUGCAAAACGAGCUUCGCCAGACACGCAACAUCCUCAUGAACACCCAGUCUGACAACGAGCGCCUGAAUAUCAUUUCCCAGGACUUGAGAGAGAACAGCCAGAUGGUGGAGCUGCAGAGGAAUCAGCUGCGCGACGACAUCAAGGAGUACAAGUUCCGAGAGGGCCGUCUGCUGCAGGACUACACCGAGCUGGAGGAGGAGAACAUCACCCUGCAGAAGCAGGUGUCCAUGCUGAAACAGAGCCAGGUGGAGUUUGAAGGGUUGAAGCAUGAAAUCCGUCGCCUGGAGGAAGAUACUCAGUUCCUGAACAGCCAGUUGGAGGACGCCAUCCGUCUGAAGGAGAUCGCAGAGCGGCAGCUCGGGGAAGCCCUGGAGACCAUCAAGACAGAGCGUGAGCUGAAAGCCUCUUUGAGGAAGGAGCUGUCGCACUACAUGAACAUCGGCGACACUCUGUAUAACAGUCCCCUCAGCAUCUCCCUGGAUGGGCUCAAGUUCAGCGACGACGCCGCCACCGAACCCAACAACGACGACGCCCUGCAUGGAUUUGAGAACGGCUUCAACAAACUGGCCAACGUCAUCGCCGACGACAACAGGAUUUCCCCGGCCAAGAAGGAGGAGCUGUUCAACCCGGCGCCCAGUCUCGUGGACGACCUGCUCAGCGAGCUGCACAUCUCUGAAAUCCAGAAACUCAAACAACAGCUUGUGCAGAUGGAGCGGGAGAAGGUCAACCUGCUGUCCAACCUGCAGGACUCCCAGAAACAACUUGAGCAGGCUAACGGCGCUCUGUCGGAGCAUCAGGAGAAGGUCAACCGCCUCACGGAGAACCUCAACGCCAUCCGCAAGCUCCAGGCCAGCAAGGAGCGCCAGUCAGCCCUGGACAACGAGAAGGAGCGCGACAGCAACGAAGACGGGGACUACUACGAAGUGGACAUCAACGGACCUGAAAUCCUGGAGUGCAAGUACAAGGUGGCCGUGUCUGAAGCAGGAGAGCUGAAGGAGGAGCUCAAGACUCUUAAAGCCGAAUAUCAGGCUUGUCAAUCUCGGUACGAAGAAGAACGCACCCGUUUGGAGAACGACGUCACAGCGCUGGGCCAGAAGCUGGCUACCCUGGAGAAGUCAAGAACAUCAGAGAUCGAGGAGAAGGCUCAGUUGGAGAAGGAGCUGCGCAAGUUGACCGAUGUAGCGGGCGAGUCGCAGGGCAGCCUCAGCGUGGCCCAGGACGAGCUGGUCACCUUCAGCGAAGAGCUCGCCACCCUCUACAACCACGUGUGCAUGUGCAACAACGAGACCCCCAACCGCGUCAUGCUCGACUUCUAUAAGGAAGGCAAGGGCGGUCGCAGCAGCCCAGAGGGCCGCGGUCGCCGCUCCCCCAUUCUGCUCAGCAAAGGCCUCUUCUCCGACAGCAACAAGAGCGACAUUAGUGAUGGAAGCCCGUCCCCCGUCUCCUCCCUCCCAUCUCCGGUGUCCGACCACCGACGUGAGCCCAUGAACAUCUACAACUUGGUGGCCAUCAUCAGAGAUCAAAUCAAGCACCUGCAGUUGGCGGUGGACCGAACCACAGAGUUGUCGCGGCAGAGGGUGGCCACUCUGGAGCUGGGCACCGUCGCAGACAAGGACAAGGAGGCUUGCAUGGAGGAGAUCCUCAAACUGAAGUCCCUUCUCAGCACCAAGAGGGAGCAGAUUGCCACGCUGAGGGCCGUCCUGAAAGCCAACAAGCAGACGGCUGAAGUGGCCAUGGCCAACCUGAAGAGCAAGUACGAGAAUGAGAAGGCCAUGGUGACCGAGACCAUGAUGAAGCUGAGGAACGAACUCAAAGCGCUGAAAGAAGAUGCUGCCACCUUUUCAUCCCUGCGAGCGAUGUUCGCCACGCGGUGUGACGAGUACGUCACGCAGCUGGACGAGAUGCAGCGGCAGCUGGCCGCAGCGGAGGACGAGAAGAAGACCCUCAACUCCCUGCUGCGCAUGGCCAUCCAGCAGAAACUGGCUCUGACUCAGCGCCUGGAAGACCUGGAGUUCGACACUGAGCAGACGCGCCGUGGUGGCUCGGGGGGGCGCGCUAAAACCCGAAGCAGGGCCCCUCACGGAAGCAACUCCAACGUAAGUCAGAGUCUCACCUGCUCCGGCCGACCGGAGCACCACAACGCUCUGCCCAGCGGCAUCUUGGGAGGCCCGGCGGUCUUCUGCAGCGAGAAGUACAAGAUCUACUGCGACUGAGAUGCAGGACCGCUGUGUACAGAUGUUUAAGAGCCCCACUCGCUCGCUUAGCUUCAUGCUAACCAGCCGUCCGUGUUGUGCUAGUGUAAACGCUUAAGGGAAUGUGUACAGUGUGCACUAGAGUUCGGAUUGUAUUAGACAUGUAUGGCAUGUGGGCCCGAUCGAACAGGGGGUUUUGUGAUUGUUUAUGGGGUGUCUAUUCUUUCCUUUGUCGACGUGCGCAGCGUAUAUGUUGAAAAGGCUUUGGUGUUUGGUCCCUGAGUGUUUUACCUGGUCUUUGUAACGCGCGGGGCAGUGACUUGUAAAGAUGUGUCGGCGCUGGUGCUCCUGUCUAAAGUCCUGGCUCCCCCAGGACUGAUCUGUCAGCUCAUUGACAAGCAUGCAAAUAUUCAGAAUUCUGCCGAUUCUAUUCGAUCAGCUAAGGAGCACCAGUGACCGCGGGCUUGUGCUCCGGGAUGACGAUGAUGAUGACGACUAGCACACCGGCGCAGCAGUAGAACCGCAUGGCUUUGCCGCUGAAUCGCUUAUAAGCGUCUUGAUUUUAUUUUUCUAUGUGAUAUAUGAGUGGAAAAAAAAGCAAACAGGGCUCUACAUGAAGCAAACAAAUGGUUGUCAGGCGACAGCUCCAGUGUGGUCUCUCUCCCCACGUCCAAGUGAAGUGCACUUCAGCACAGGUGCCUCAAGUUAAACGGCAAACACAGAUCGUUUUGAAACAAAAAGAGCACAAAAAAAGGCACCAUAUCUGAUACAAAGCUCGGCAGAAGUGCCUGACAACUAAAACAUCCGUCGAUGUAAAGCCCUGUCUUAACCGGAGCUGUCCUUCCUCGCCCUACAUUUGCUUUUGUCGGGGAAGUGGCUCAACUCAUUAUGUGGCUGAGAAUUUGUUCCUUAUGUCUCUAACCAGUGUCUUGUUGCUUGGUCUUCGGCCUCUUCUCUUUUAGAUUGUCAGCAGCUUGUUCCCCCGGCAGCCCCUUUAACUAGAGAGAAUAUUCCCGUCAGGUAAACGCCCCCCUCCUCCCCCACUCCUGCCUGUGUGUGUGUGCGUGUGUCCCUGCGAGGGCCACCCUCGGCGUGUGCUUUUUUUUUUUUUUUUUUUUCGUGAGGAAGGUUGUGGUUUUCUCUAUAGCUUUAA
Synchiropus splendidus (mandarinfish) is the source of this 3996-nucleotide messenger RNA. RefSeq names its product protein bicaudal D homolog 2-like. Gene Ontology annotation, biological process: protein localization to organelle; regulation of microtubule cytoskeleton organization; microtubule anchoring at microtubule organizing center. The record is from RefSeq and is a predicted model, not a curated record. NCBI's taxonomy places the organism in Eukaryota, Metazoa, Chordata, Actinopteri, Syngnathiformes, Callionymidae. Gene Ontology annotation, molecular function: dynactin binding; dynein complex binding; cytoskeletal adaptor activity. The transcript is spliced from 10 exons. Gene Ontology annotation, cellular component: Golgi apparatus; cytosol. The coding region runs from base 291 to 2864 and encodes 857 amino acids.